AUGGCUUCUAGUAGCAUCCAAAAUAGAUCUUCAUCACGCACAAGAAAUUUCGACGUCUUCGUAAGCUUUAGAGGUGAGGAUACUCGUAAUGGUUUUACUGGUCACCUUUUUGCUUCUCUUCAGAGAAAAGGUGUUGUUGCCUUCAGAGAUGAUCAGAAAAUCAAGAAAGGGGAACUCUUGGAGCCUGAGCUCUUGCAGGCUAUCGAAGGAUCACGUGUUUUCAUUGUUGUCUUUUCAAAGGACUAUGCAUCAUCCACAUGGUGCAUGAAAGAGCUCACAAAGAUUGUUGAUUGGGUUGAAGAAACAGGCCGAAGUGUGCUACCUGUUUUCUAUGAUAUCACUCCUUCAGAGGUUCGAAAACAGAGUGGAAAGUUCGAAAGAGCUUUUGUUGAACACGAAGAAAGGCCACAACAUGAAGAAAUUGAAAAAGUUGUUGAUGAGGUAACCAAUAUAUUGGGUCAUAAUCAAAUUUUGUGUUUUGGGGAUGAUUUAGUUGAUAUGCACUCUCGUGUGAAACAAUUGGAAGAACUUUUAGAUCUGGUGCAAAUGAAGAUGGAUCUUGGACCAGGAAUCAGGUUGGUAAGAAGUAGGUUAUCUAAUUUAAAGGCUCUUAUUAUUCUUGAUAAUGUUGAUAAACUCGAACAACUUGAGAAAUUGGCUUUACUACCUACGAACCUAGAACUUUUGGAGUAUCGAGGAUUUUGUCCUGAUGUUGGUUUAAAAGUUCUGAUUGAGAAAUCACUCAUAAGCUAUAAGGGUCCGACUAUAAUGAUGCACGACUUGUUGAAAGAGCUGGGAAAGAGCAUUGAAGCCAAAAAUCUUGAAGCAGUAGUUAUUGAUUAUUAUUCAAAGCCUGCAGACAGUACAUUGACGGUGGACGGUCUGUCAAAAAUGAACCAACUUAAUUUUCUCAUUCUUCAGGGUGUAAAAUCUUCCGGAAUCCUCAAUCAUCUUUCUAAUGAACUAAGAUAUAUAUUAUGGAUUGGAUCUCCUUUCACGUCUUUGCCAUCAAGCUUUUAUCCAGAUCGACUAGUAGAAUUGAUCAUGCCUCGCAGCAAAAUCAAACAUUUAUGGGAAGGAACAAAGAUUCCAGACUUGAAAGGGAUUCCACAUCUCAAGCACCUUGUGCUUCAGGGAUGUGUAGAAAUGGUGCGGAUUGAUCCAUCCGUUGGUAUUUUGAAAGAGCUUACUCGUUUAAAUUUGAAAGAUUGUAAAAAUCUAGUCCUUGAUCUUGGUAUAAUUUUUGGGAUCGAUUCUCUGGAGGAGCUAGAUCUAUCAGGCUGUCCAAAAUUGUUUGAUGAAAAUGUUGAUAAAAAUACAAACGACAUCAAAUUUUCAACACCCUCUCCAUUGAAAGUUCUAAUGUUUCCGUUCCAAUUUUUUUCCUCUCCAAAAGCUGCUGAAGAUUCAUCUGCUUUGUCGUUGUUUUAUUUGCUUUAUCCUCCACAUUUGGUUUAUCUUGAUCUGAGCUUCUGCAAUAUACUUAAAAUCCCUGAUGCUAUUGGGAACUCACAUGCUCUAGCAAGCUUAAAUUUGGGGGGAAACAAGUUUGUGACGCUGCCUACUACCAUCAACCAACUUUCCAAACUCCAAUUUUUGAACUUGGAGCAUUGCAAACAGUUGAAACAUUUGCCGGAGCUUCCAAUAUUAAAAGAAGAAACAUUUGGAGUAUCAGACCGGGGAAUAUUCAUCUUUGAUUGCCCCAAGUUGAGUGAGAUGGAAAAGUAUUACAGCAUGAUUUUUUCUACGACGAUGCAACACCUUCAGUCUCAGAGUGGAAUUGACAACUAUUUCAUGGUUCCAAUUAUUUUCAAGAGAGACUUAGUGACAGUUGAAUUGGAUCACUUGUUAGUAAUGUUUUUCUCUCGAAAAUUUCUCGUUGAACAUCUGGGCGGAUCUGCACCUGGAUUCCGCCAUCCAUGUUUGCUUUUGGAGGUGAAAGGUUGGGGGUAUCGUUGUCUGUUUGAGGAGGAUCUUCAACCACUGAAAUCAAACAUCAUCUCCAAUGCAACUUCUUCUUCUUCUUCUUCUAGGAAGCGCAAACUAUUAACAAACUGA
Molecule: messenger RNA, 2058 nt
Organism: Sphenostylis stenocarpa
Lineage: Eukaryota; Viridiplantae; Streptophyta; Magnoliopsida; Fabales; Fabaceae
Source: the annotation of a GenBank genome assembly